AUGAAACUAUUCAAAGAAGACAGCCGAGACAGAAUCACCCGCGAAAUCGAAGUGCUGCAGCUCUUGAGAUCUGGUCCGAACAUGAUAGAGAUUGUAGAUGUUGUGCAGGGAGAAGAGGGAGCAAACAUCGGUAUAGUCCUCGAAUACGUCGACAACACGGACUUUCGAACCUUGUACCCUCGAUUUACCGGCUUCGAUAUUCGAUACUACACCCGCGAGGUUCUAAAAGGACUCGAGUUUGCUCAUGGUCAGGGCAUUAUGCAUCGUGAUAUAAGACCCCAAAACGUGGUCAUUGACCAUCAACAAAGGAAGGUAACAAUUCCAUCCCAACAAGUACAUUGUGCAAGUCUGACAAAGCGACGACAGCUUCGUCUCAUAGGAUGGAGCUCAGCCGAGUUCUAUGAACCAGGAAGAGAGUACGACUGCUGCGUAGGCCUCUUCAAACCACCAGAAAUCCUUCUGGACUACGAGAAAUACGAUUACAGUGUAGAUAUGUGGUGUCUCGGCAGCAUGCUUGCCUCGAUGAUCUUCAGGAAAGAACCAUUCUUUUAUGGAAUCACUCUUACAGACCAGCUGAUCAAGAUUGCAAAGGUUCUUGGGUCUGAUAAGAUCUACGAAUUCGUUGAGCAGUAUGGGAUUACGAUGUUCCCAGAAGACCGCGAAGCUCUGGGCCACUGGGAUGGAGAGCCUUGGGAAAACUUCAAGAACGAGGGUAACCAGCAUCUAGCGACAACGGAGGCUAUAUCAUUCGUUCAUAGGCUACUUCGGGUUGAUCCCGCGGAGCGACCUACUGCCAGCGAGGCCCUCUUCCAUUUCUACUACCAAGAUCUAAACCGGGAGAGACAAGAUGCAGAAUGA
Molecule: messenger RNA, 858 nt
Organism: Fusarium coffeatum
Lineage: Eukaryota; Fungi; Ascomycota; Sordariomycetes; Hypocreales; Nectriaceae
Exons: 3
Coding region: 1-858 (285 amino acids)
Biological process (GO): protein phosphorylation
Cellular component (GO): protein kinase CK2 complex; nucleus; cytosol
Molecular function (GO): protein serine/threonine kinase activity; ATP binding
Source: RefSeq, a predicted model, not a curated record